UUGCGAAGCGCUCGCCUUAAAUCAGCUGGAGGCGGUGCUUGUAAAAAAAAAAAAAAAAAAAAACUGACAGCAGGCCAGGAGAUUUCACAUAAGAGCAAAUUAGCUUUUUCCCAGCCGCAGCUCCUUUCGGAAUCGACAAAAUGCUGACGAAUUGUGCCACCAAGACACUGGCCGCAGUGCGCAGUGGAAUCCGGGCAAUCACCACCAGCGGCGUCCGGGCCAGUGACAAUCUCUUCGUGCAUCGCGACACCCCGGAGGAUAACCCGAACAUCCCGUUCGAGUUCACCGCAGAGAACAAGAAGCGCGUGGAGGCAAUCCUCAGCAUCUAUCCGGAGGGCCACAAGCGGGGAGCGAUGAUCCCCCUGCUGGAUCUGGCCCAGCGCCAAUACGGCUGGCUACCGAUCUCGGCCAUGCACAAGGUGGCCGAGAUUCUCGAGCUGCCCAAUAUGCGCGUCUACGAGGUGGCCACCUUCUACACGAUGUUCAUGCGCAAGCCCACCGGCAAAUAUCACAUCCAGGUGUGCACCACCACGCCCUGCUGGCUGCGCGGUUCGGAUGAGGUCCUGGAGACGUGCAAGAAGCAGCUGGGCAUCGGUGUCGGUGAUACCACCAAGGACAAGAAGUUUACCAUUUCGGAAGUGGAAUGCCUGGGUGCUUGCGUCAAUGCGCCCAUGGUGGCGGUCAACGAUGAUUAUUAUGAAGAUCUGACGGCCAAGGACAUGCAGGACAUUUUGAGGGACCUUAAAGCCGAUAAGCCAUCGCCGCCUGGUCCCCGCAAUGGACGCUUUGCCAGCGAGCCAAAGGGUGAGCCCACAUCCCUAAGCGAGGAGCCAAAGGGUCCCGGUUUCGGCCUGCAACCCGGCCUCUAGGGGAUUAACACAGCCUGGGAGCAUCUAGCCAAUAACACCGUAUCACUGAUUGUCGAGCGAAAAUGUUAAAUAAAAGUUAAGCAACUCUAAGAGGGCCUUGAUAACCGA
Messenger RNA from Drosophila kikkawai, 977 nucleotides. RefSeq names its product NADH dehydrogenase ubiquinone (gene ND-24). Gene Ontology annotation, biological process: mitochondrial electron transport, NADH to ubiquinone. NCBI's taxonomy places the organism in Eukaryota, Metazoa, Arthropoda, Insecta, Diptera, Drosophilidae. The record is from RefSeq and is a predicted model, not a curated record. Gene Ontology annotation, molecular function: NADH dehydrogenase activity.